CCAUGUUUGUUUUACUGCAGCAGAAUUGUGUUCAUGCACAGUGUGAUAUUUCAGUGUCUGAGAAGCAGUGAGCAAGACAGCAGUGAUCAACAAUAAUCUUAAUUCCCAGCCCAGAAGAUCUGAGUUUAAGGAAAGAAAAAGUCAUAAAUGCUCAAACAAAGGUAUUACUUCAAAGAGGAGUUGUAAGGCAAAAGUCUCACUUGAAUGUAAAGGUACUCAAGUUCUCACACUGGUGUUUUUCUUUGAAAAGAAGAUCUAAACUUUUAAAACCAGACGGUGCUUUUUAGAGAACACAAACAGAGAGAGGAGGGGAUAAACUAAAAUAACCGAAGCAGUGAUGAAAGACUCGACUGUCUUUUGAAAGAGCAGUGUAGAAAUCUUUUCUGUUGAAAGCCCCCAAGCAACCACUGAUCUAGCUUUUGACUAAACAAAUUGAUUUCUGUGAGGAAGAAGCAACCCUGAAACUUCCUGUGGUUCUGGGCUGACUGAGAAGUGAGGGGUGCAGGGGCUGGACCUGUUGGGGGUGUGAUCUGAGCAGAAUGAACGUGUCUGGAGGUUUAAUUGAACACGUGGCUCCCUGGGGAGGUGUAGAGGAGGUGCUGCAGGGCAGGGGAGCAGCUGUGCAGAUACCCUGGCCUGAACUUUGCUGCCUUUCAGAUCUCAGUUCCUCAGUCCUACUGCACAUCACAUCCGGUCCCAAGCAGGAGGAGCUGCACUUGUCCGUGUAGGAUGUUCACUGAAGCUCCUGAAGGAGAGGGAGUUCUGCCGUCUCGGUUUGGACUCAGUGGUCUUCGUGAGUCCCUUCCAGGUCAGAAUAUCCAGUGAUUCUGUGACCCCCACAUGACCCUGGUGUAGCUGCCCAGGAGGAGUUCCUUGCAUGUACCUCUGCCACUUUGUAAAUCACCACUAAGGGCAUCUGCCCCAACCUUGGAUCUGUGUUGGAGGCUCUUCAUUUGACUUCAAACACAUUUGGGACAGCUCCUGCCUCACAUUUCCCUUUCCACUACUGCUGAACUUCUGUUGAUGCCACCAGGUAAGUUUUGAAUUUAAAUUGGUUUAGUAGAGAUAAAUGUGCUGUCCCUAUGCUCCUGGGGCUGCCAUGAUAGCAGAGCCUGGGCUAUCUUCUGGUUGUGGUGCAGGAGAGACAGGACAGGGGCUGAAGCUGUGAGUAAGGGCUGCAGGGGCUCCAUCUCCAAGGAAGAUGCCCCAGGGAAGUGGGGGACAACAAUCUUCCUUUGGCUGUGGUGUUAAACACCACUGAACUCAGGGAGAAGUGUUGAAGCUCAGGAAGUGAAAUGUGGUCGUGCUGCAGUUUCCAGUUGUCUUGCAGGGAGGUGGCUGCAGAGAGCCUGGUUCUGACUGUGCUUCAGGCUGUUUCCUGCCACAUUCCCUGAAAACUCCCUUGUGAUGGUGCCAGGGCUGUGUGCCUGCUGAUAGCUGUUUGUGCAGGGUCUGGAGGGUGGGAGCAGAGUGGUUUGGUUCCUGCCUUAGGCUGAUAGCAGUGUGUGCCUUAGGCUGGUGUCUGUGCGAGGCUGUGCCCGUAUCUGUGAGGAGCUGCUGUGGCUGAGUGGGGCUGGGAACAGCAGCCUGGGCCCUGCUCUGGCUCCUGUGCAGAGCCACAGGACAGCUCUAGGGGUGUGUGUUCCUGCCAUCAGGCAAAGCAGGAACACCUCAUCAGGCAUGUGGCAAAUCCAGGGGGCAGAGAUGCUUGGCAGCUCCUAGAAUUCCCUGGCUGAUCCCUGGCAGUGCAGCCAGAGCAGGUAGCACAGGCUGUGACAGCAGCAAGCAGGUGGAUGGGAUGUUUCCUGCCACCAACAGACUUGCUGGAUUCAAAUAUGGUAUUUAGAUACAGAUUGAUGCCCCUCCGAGGCCAGGCUUUUUCUAGGCUGAAAUGUAGAAAAUGUGCAAGAACAAUUCUCAAUAUUUUCCUUUACAAAGCUCCCAGUGCUGGAGCUGUACUGAUCAGCAGUGCUGGCAAGGCUUGGGAACCUGUUCUGAUCCAUCUUGGGAGGCUGGGGAGUGGCAGGGAUGCUAUGGAGGGGGUAUUCUGCCUCUGUGGAACUGCAGAUGCAGGUGUUCCCUUGGUCCUUACCCAGAGCAUCACACCCUGAACCCUGGGUCGAGGUUUGCUCGGUGAGGGAGUGACACCAAAGCUCUGCCCCGAGCAGGGUAUUUCCACCCUGGCCCCGAGCCCAGCCUCUCUUGAAGCUUGAUUGCCGAAAAAGUCCCUCCAGGGUGGGAUGCAGUGAGUGCACAGGCAGGAGUGGCUGUGAUUUGGUGUCACCCAUUUCUGCAGGACACAGCUCACAGGGGUCCCUGGUUGUGUGGAAUGGAGCUCCAGAUCAGCAUCGUGGUGGCUCUCCCUGUGCUCUCCCUGCUGUGUGAGGCUCUGUUCUACCUUUGCUUUGCCCUGCUCCUGAAUAAUGGAAGGCUGUAAACAGAUCCUGCCUGCCUCUCUGGUUUCCUUGGGGAGACAGGAAGAUUUGGCCACAACCCUCACCCUGUUCCUAUCCUUGUCAGGGAUCCGGUGUCCAACAAGAGCUGAGCUGGGGCAGAACUGUCACAUUUAUAACUGAAAAAACCCAGCCAAAGACAGGAGCCUUUUAGCCUCCUGCCAUACCUCUGCUACAAGGUAAAAUACCUCAAGUUCACUGCAACUUUCUUGAAGGUGACACUGUCUCCUCAGGGAUGCCUUUUUUGUCCUGCCAGUCAGGGCACAGGGCUGGGACAGGGUGAGCUGGUGCUUGUCUGGAGGAAGGUGGGGAGCUGCUUCCUCCUCACAGUGCUGGAAGAGCAGCCUGGGCCCAUUUCAGACCUGAGUGUUUCCCAGGGCUUGAGGUGUUCGUGACUGGUCUGGGGUGUCCCCACGACCAAAAAGUUUUUCCUAAGGUACUGUCACCUGCAUUUCUUCUGCAUCCAGCUCUGGGGUGCUGCUUGGGGUGUCCCAGGGCAGCUGAGGUGGCUUGGGGCUGGUUUGGGGGGAUUUUGUACCUGGCUGUUUCCAUCCUGGUCAGGUUGGGGUGUCCCUGUCCCUUCUGCCCAAAGGGAACAGUGCACAGGUGUUGUCUGAUGCCCCACGGCUGCCCCAGUGUGUUGCACCUGUGGGUGCUCAGGGCAGGGGGGCAGUCCCAGGGGUGUAUCCAUGUACUGUCCCAUCCAGGGGGUGGUGGCUUUCCCCAGACUGUGCCCUGACAUGUCCCAUCUCCCCAGGCCUCAGCCAGCAGGGGCCAUGCGAUGCUCCCUGAAACGCUCCCUCAUGGUUCUGCUCACUGCCUCCUUCCUCCUCCUCCUCCUCCUCCAUGGGGGCAGCUGGCAGGAACAGGAUCCCCUGAAGGUGCAGCUCAGGGGCCUGGAUCCUGACACGAUCCUGCAGCUGCUGCAGCCAGAGGGAGCCAGACACAUCCUCAGGGACACAGACGAGCUCUCUGCACUCCACAACGUCUCCUACCAGCUCCUUGCUGGCUCCCUGGCUCCCCGGAAAAAAUUCCUGGCAGUGGGAAUGGCAUCUGUGCAGAGGCCACGUGGUUUCUACCUGCUGGCCACGCUCCAGUCCCUGUUCAGCCAGUCCACGGAGGAGGAGCUGCAGGAGAUGGUGGUGGUGGUGCACCUGGCUGACACCGACCCCGGCUGGAACGUGCGCGUUGCCGCCACCAUCGCCCAGAAGUUCGCUCACCACAUCCUCCUGGGUCGGCUCCUGCUCAUCCACGCUCCCCCUGAGUUCUACCCCACCCUGGAAGGCCUGAAGAGGAACUUCAAUGACGCCGAGGAGCGAGUGAGGUUCCGCUCCAAGCAGAACGUGGACUAUGCCUUCCUGCUUGCCUUCGCCGCCAACCUCUCCUCCUACUACCUAAUGAUCGAGGACGACGUGUGGAGCGCCAGGUCCUUCCUGACAGCCAUCCGCAGGGCACUGGCUUCCCAGCACGGCUCCAACUGGGCCACCCUUGAGUUCUCCAAGCUGGGCUACAUUGGGAAGCUCUACCGCUCCAGUGACCUUCCUCGCCUGGCUCGCUUCCUCCUCCUCUUCUACCAGGAAAUGCCCUGUGACUGGCUGCUGGUCCACUUCCGCCAGCUGCUUGCCCAGAAGGACGUGAUCCGCUUCAGGCCAUCCCUCUUCCAGCACAUGGGCUUCUACUCCUCCUUCCAGGGCACUGUCAACCGGCUGGAGGACGAGGAUUUCCAGGCUGAUGCCUCGGACCUCCCAGACAACCCGCCGGCAUCCCUGCGCACCAGCAUGUCCGUCUUUGAGAACUACGAGCCCCACAAGGCCUACAGCUCAGCAGAGGGCUACUUUUGGGGCAAAGCCCCAGCAGCUGGUAGUACUUUUUCCAUCAUGUUCCAGCAGCCAGCCCGAGUCAGCCGUGUCCGGGUGCACACGGGCUCUGUGGAGCGCCCGGGUGAUUUCCUGCACGCAGGGCUGCUGGAGCUGGGCUGGAGCCGGCACCACAGCCAGGACUGCUCCUCCUAUGUCCCCGUGGGCUCCUUCAAGAGAGGGACCCUGGAGCAGCGGGGGCUGGAGACCGUCCUGCCUGGGCCCGUGGAGUGUGUGAGGAUCCGGGUGACCCAGGACCAGAGCGAGUGGCUCAUCAUCCAGAGCAUCGACAUCUGGACCACAGCAGGCACUUGAGCACAACAACUGUGGCAGGAUCUCAAAGCACCUGCAUUUGGUUCUAAGAGGUCCUGUAUUUUUCACAUUCCCUUUUUGGAUAAGAAAUUAAAUUACUGACUCCCACAGCCCCAUGUCUGGAGAGACGGGAAGCACUGCUGUGGGCUGUGGAUGUGUUUAGGGACCCAUCAGGAUGUGCCUGCCUGGGGGAUGCUCCAGUGAGCCAGGGAGGGGGCACAGGGAGGGGAAGGGGCUUGGGAAUUCAAGGCUGGGAAGUAGAAAACCUUUCCUCCCAGGACAGAUGAUGUACAGCACAAAGCUGAUCAACUAAUUAACAAACCAAGUAAUUAA
Messenger RNA from Cyanistes caeruleus (blue tit), 4954 nucleotides. The record is from RefSeq and is a predicted model, not a curated record. Lineage: Eukaryota; Metazoa; Chordata; Aves; Passeriformes; Paridae.